CCCCGGAUGAAUACGAGGCCGCUUGGCACCUGGCAGGCUCCAGCGACGACCCCAACAAGCGAUUUCCCCCGCCUACCUGCGAGAUGGACAUUCUCGUACAUAAAUAUAAAUACGAACGACCCCUGCAUCGUAUAGGCUUCACAAAGCCGGACAUUUGGGAAAAAUUUCCUGGUCAUGCCAAAUACCCCAGGCUUGCUAGCACUAACAGUGCUGUGCAACACAAUAUGCGCAGACUCAAUCCUAAACUCUCUCCAUCGGCGGGAUCUGAAGAGUCUCCGAAUUACCUGCCGCGCUCUGGACGACAUCGUCGUCGAACAAUCCCACCUCUUCCAGCGCGCCUACAUAUCAGCCGCAAAAGCCGACCUACACGUCCUCGAAGCCAUAUCCACGACGCCACGACUCGCAUCGCGCGUCACAGAACUAAUCUGGGACGUGAGCAUGGACCUACAAUACAUCGGCCAAAGCGAAACGGCAAUACCACUCGCCCGGGACCGCGACUGGGACGCGACAGUGGCGUGCACGAUGGAUGAGUACGCCAAGGUCCUCUGCAAGGGCGAGGAUUUUCGCGUUCUGCUGACGGCUCUUCCUCGGUUCCCGCGGCUGCGCGGGGUGGUGUUUACCGACCUCAUGUCGGAGUGGGCGGCGAUUCCAAAGGAGGAGACGGCGACUUUGUAUCGCACCUCUGUUUUACCGGCGAGGCCGGGGAUGCGCUCGUAUGAGUCGCCCGCUAUGCGGGAGUGGUCGCGUGUGAAGGUUGGCGGGCUGGGCCCUGCACGUAUUCCGUGGAGUCCAGAGCCGGAUGCGGGCGUGUAUGGCGAGUUGCAGAUGUGGGCUGAAGGGUUUGUCAAGCGAUUGAACGUGACUAUGAGCAAUAAUGAGGGCCCGAGUAGUGAUGACACGACACCCGCUUUGGAUAUAAGCAGUCUUCGCAACAAAUAUUACAGGGGACCGAUCUUAGCAGUGGCCGCAUUCCAUGCGCACGGUCGGCGGCUAAAUAGCUUCGCCGUAGAAGCCGCGCGCGGGGGCACAUAUAGCGAGUUCUGCCGGCGGGUCUCGCACGUCGCAUGGUUAGCGGGUCAUCCGUGCUUCCAGGGUCUUGACGUGCGUCGCCUUGGUGAAUUCACUGGACUAAUCGAUGGCUUCGCCGACACGUUUCGUUCUGUGCGGCGGCUCUGUCUCUGCCUGGAAAAUCGGCACGAUGAGGGGAAGGAGUCGACCUGGAGGCCGUACGUAGACCGGCUGUUGGUAUCAGCCCAUGAGCUGCGCACGUUGGAGCUGAGGAUGAAUAAUGGCAAGGAGGAUUUAUCCGAGCUUCGAUUGCCGAUGUUGCCGCGUCUCCAGUCUUUGGUAUUGGACAGCUUCUCCAUUGCGAGGGAGGUACUCUCCGACUACUUGCUUGAUUGGAGUCGCAGAACGGGGCUGCAGGUUCUACACCUUGUUGACUGUCGGAUCUUGGUUCCGCGUGGGACAUCGGAAAUGGACGUUCUGGGCAUGUUUCUGGAUAUGGAUAUCACCACGGAUGAUGAUCAGCACCCCUCACCCGUCGAGGAAAGCGAUAUCUGCCUCAAUAUCCACAUUCCGGACGACUCAGAAGCAUCAGAAUCCGACUCCGAAGAUCCACCCCCUUCCCCUUCCCCACCAGGCACACCUAUCCCCUUCAACGAUAUCGACUUCGGCCCCGAACCCCCCUCCCCCACCUUCGACUACAACAACAGGGAAACCGAAGACCCAAACGAUCCAGAGUGCCGCCCCUGGUCAAGAAGAAUGUGGAACGAGCAUCCGGACGCGCAGUUCGCGGCGCAGGACCCGCGCUCGUGGGCCGACUUCUUCGAGCAGGAAUACUGGAACGACUGGCACCGGUUCCAGGAGGCGAAGUAUGACGGCGACUACGACGCCGAUACGCCGGAUAUCGAGGAUGAGCUGCCCAUUCCGCGGGUGCGGGCUGGUCUUGCGAGGCGGUUUGGGUCUGCGGGAAAGGAGUCGUUUGAGUUUGUUGUGCCUGUUGCGGCCCUUAGUGGAGGCAGCGCCGGAGUCGCGUGGGGCGGUGACGGCGAGCGUGGGGACUGGAGAGCCCAAGGGUCGAGGAGCGGGGAAGUUAUGAGGAUUCUGAUUGAUAAUUUCUGCGUAGAAGCCCUUGAAGGCGUCGAAUCUUAGAGAUCUUGGGUUUGUUCUGUCUCCAGGCACGGCCGGCGGCGAAGCCGGGGAGGAUGAUCGGUCCUGGCGCGACCGUUCAUGGCUCCGACGAAGCGAUUGUGACAAGUUCAAUUCAGGAUACGAGGCGAUAGACAACGGUAGAGAGCGUGAAUUUGACGAACUGGUCGCAGAAGUGACGAUUCAAUCUGGCUAUAACUCGCGUACGAUCGCGGGGAGAAUUCCUUCCCCUGGACAGUGAGCCUGAGGUUUCCACGUCGUGACACUGCAGGCCCAGCGCUCCGACAUCAACCUCUCGAAUUCGGGGCGUAGUCUGGCCAUUCAGUUCGUCGUAGAUACCUUGUGCACUACUCUGCGUCCCGAGUAGGUCCUCUAUGCGUGGAAACAUAAGGUCAAUGGCUGUCGCGGUUGACAGCUUUGUGAGCCGCACGCAGCAUCCGCGGAUGUUGGACGUCGAAACAAAAGCACGUUGAAACAAGAGGAAGUCUUUACUCCUUGGAUGUCUUUCUCUUGCUGUCAUGUGGGUCAAUAAGCCAUAGAAUAAGAAACGUUACCGAUCUUAGGAUUGACGAAACAUUUCACGAUGGGCCAAUUCAGUUCCUUGCAACUAUGAAACGCACGACUUAUUGAUCAAGUCCAGUCUCCUCUCCCCUUCCUUCUUGCACUGGGCAAGUACAGUAAUAGGACAUCUGUAAGAAAAGCUAACGUUGCCGUAGAGAAAGUGCAGAGUUGGUGCCAUGGGACGGAGGGAACUAAGUACAGAGCCAUUUCAUCUUGAGUUUCAUCUAGGUCGAUCAAAUACAGCGAAUAGAUCGCAAACCCCUAUACGAACCCAACAAUUCUGUGCUCGUGAGCAACAGCAGUGAAAGAAGCGCCAUUAUGGAUAAUCUAC
This is a messenger RNA of Aspergillus calidoustus, 3043 nucleotides long. The record is from the annotation of a GenBank genome assembly. NCBI's taxonomy places the organism in Eukaryota, Fungi, Ascomycota, Eurotiomycetes, Eurotiales, Aspergillaceae.